GGGCUCCCUGUCCUGGGGCUUGUUGGUCCCAGCUAGGGGGCUCUAGUCUUCUAAGCCACUGAGCUGAGUAGACUGCGACCCUUCUGGCCGCAUCUGUGCUUGCAAAGACCGGCCGCUAGCGAGCCAGAGCCCGGCAGUGGCCAGUUGAGGUUGGGGUCACCAACUAGCAAGUCUGGUUUGAGGAUGGCGGAAGCAGGGCCCCCUCCAGCAAGGCUCCCUCCAGCAGGGUCCUCUCGGGCUGGGCUCCCUUCAACAGGAUCCCCUCCUGCUUCCACUCCAGCCCUGGCCUCGCAGUGGCUGGCAGUCAAGCGUUUGCCUAGGGCUGCCGCCAAGGCGCCCAGUCUCCAGCUGAAUCAGGACCACUGUUCUUUCGUGCCGUUCACGCAGGCGGUCCCAGUGCAGGUGGACAUGGCCAUGGCCCUGCAUCGCGUUAGGAUCGCGGAGAAGUACGGGAAGAACUACCUCUGCUUGCUGCAGGCAGUCUUCCUCGCAGAAACUGGGCUGCUCCUCCAGUUAAAGGACAUCAAUCAUUUCCUAAUGCAAGACAUUGCUUUCCUGUCUGGUGGCCGGGGAAAGGACAAUGCUUGGAUCAUUACAUUUCCAGAAAACUGUAACUUCAGAUGCAUACCAGAGGAAGUAAUUGCAAAAGUGCUCAAUUACUUGACAUCUAUUGCAAGGCAAAGUGGAUCUGACUCCCGAUUUACUAUUAUUCUAGAUCGAAGACUGGAUACAUGGGCUUCCCUCAAAAUUUCCCUCCAGAAAAUCUCAGCCUCCUUCCCUGGGAGCUUACACUUAGUCCUGGUUUUGCGUCCUACCAGUUUUCUUCAACGGACUUUCACGGACAUUGGAUUUCGAUUUAGCCAGGAGGAUUUUAUGCUGAAAUUACCAGUUGUUAUGCUGAGCUCAGUUAGUGAUUUGCUGACAUACAUUGAUGACAAGCAGUUAACCCCUGAGUUAGGCGGCACCUUGCAGUACUGCCACAGUGAAUGGAUCAUCUUCAGAAAUGCUAUAGAGAAGUUUGCUGUCACAGUGAAAGAAAUGGCUCAGAUGUUGCAAUCCUUUGGAACAGAAUUGGCUGAAACAGAGCUACCACAGGAUAUCCUCUCAAUAGAAGAGAUUCUGGCAGGUCGCGCUGAAAGGUAUCACCUGUUGAAGAAUGACUUAACUGCUGUAACCAAAGAAGGAAAAGUUCUGCUCAUGAACCUGCAAGUGCCUGGCACUGAAGAAACUGUCAGUUCAAGCCUUGAAUGUACUCAGCACAUAAAUGGCGACUGGCAAACUAUUAAAAAGUUGCUGGCUCAGGUGCAUGAUAUGGAAACUGCUUUUGAUGGAUUUUGGGAAAAACAUCAGCUGAAAAUGGAGCAGUAUCUGCAACUGUGGAAGUUUGAACAAGACUUUCAAGAGGCUGUGACUCAAGUUGAAUAUUUAUUAAGUCAACAAAGAGAACUGGGUGAUAUAACAGGGAACUUAGCUCAAGUAAAACAAAGACUUAAAAAACUAGAGAUCUUAGAUGAUAAAUCUCAGGAACUGUUAACUAAGACCCGGAUUGUGAUACUACGUGGCCACAAGCUGGCAUCAAAUCACCACUAUGCACUUGAUUUAAUCUGCCAGCGAUGCAAUGAGCUGCGCUACCUUUCUGAUAUUUUAGUUAAUGAGAUCAGAACAAAGCGGAUCCAACUGAGCAGGACUUUCAAAGUGCAUAGACUCCUACAGCAGGCACGUCAGUGCUGUGAUCAAGGGGAAUGCCUCCUGGCUAACCAAGGAAUGGAUAAGUUUCAGACUAAAGAAGAUGCUCAGAAAGCCCUUCAAGAUGUGGACAAUUUCCUUCAAAUGGCCAUGCCUUUCAUCAAUUAUGAUAUAGAAAGCCUGCAAUAUGAAUUUGAUGUACACCUAUCUCCUGAACUAAAGGCUCAAAUGCAGAAUAUACAACUAAAGCUUGAAAAUAUUCGAAGUGCAUUUGAGAACCAACAGGCUGGUUGUAAGAGCCUAAAAGAAGUACCCGAGGGGGCAUUCCAGAGCUUGGUUCCUGCAUCUGAAAAUGUGAUGCGAUCCAGAAUGAUAUUCUUUUCACCGAAACAUGUGAAAAAGUCUUGGAGACAGAUUCACGCUCAGAGCAACGUGAAAGUUGAAGCUGUUGAGGAUAGCCAAGAGAAGAAUUCUGAUCACUCUCCCAAAUUGGACAAUAGCUUGGAUAUUUUAAAGAACCAUGUCCUAAAUGAGCUGAUACAGACAGAGAGAGCAUAUGUUCGAGAGCUGUUUACUGUUUUGUUGGGCUACAGAUCUGAGAUGGACAAUCCACAGAUGUUUGAUCUUAUGCCACCUCUCCUGAGAAAUAAAAAGGAUGUUCUCUUUGGAAAUAUGGCAGAAAUAUACGAAUUCCAUAACAACAUUUUCAUGAGCAGACUGGAAGAUUGCUCUGAUGCUCCAGAAAGAGUGGGACCUUGCUUCCUGGAAAGGAAGGAUGAUUUUCAGAUGUAUGCCAAAUAUUGUCAGAAUAAACCCAGGUCAGAGUUAAUUUGGAGGAAGUAUUCUGAAUGUGCCUUUUUCCAGGAAUGUCAACGAAAAUUGAAACAUCGACUUGGUCUGGAUUCCUAUUUGCUCAAACCUGUUCAACGAAUCACUAAGUAUCAGUUGCUUUUAAAGGAGCUUUUAAAGUAUAGCAAAGAAGGUGAAGGAACUACUAAAUUAAAGGAGGCACUUGACUCAAUGCUGGAGCUGCUGAAGUCAGUGAAUGACUCCAUGCAUCAGACUGCCAUCAAUGGCUAUGUUGGAAAUAUAAAUGAGCUGGGCAAGAUGGUUCUUCAAGGUUCCUUCAGUGUUUGGCUAGGACACCGGAAAGGUGCUACAAAAAUGAAGGAUUUUGCACGGUUCAAACCCAUGCAGAGACACCUUUUCUUGUAUGAAAAAGCUGUUAUGUUUUGUAAGAGGCGUUUUGAAUCUGGAGAAGGUGCUAAUAGAUACCCAUCAUACAGUUUUAAGCACUGCCUAAAAAUGGAAGAUGUCGGCAUCACAGAACAUGUGAAAGGUGAUAACCGCAAAUUUGAAAUACGGUAUAGUGAGAAGGAAGAAAUUUACAUUGUUCAGGCUCCAAAUGUUGAUGUGAAGAUGUUAUGGCUAAAAGAAAUGAGAAAAAUUUUGGUGCAGCAGAAGGAACUUAUGAAUGCUAAAACCCAGCAGGAUCAGUCACUAGACCAGGACCACCUUUUUCCCCAGCAGCAGAAUGCCGAGCUAUGCAAAAGCUCACCUUUUUUUGUGUGUGAGGAAACUCUUUUCGAUGCCACGGAAGCAGGAGCAGAAGUGGAGCAAGCUGGUACCCUGAUAAAGGUCAGGGAGGCAGCUGUGCUAGCUCAGGCAGAGGCAAGUUCAGCAGCUUGGAAUGGGAUGUUACCAUCUGCAGAAGGCACUGCUGCAAUUGCUGAACAUUCAUACAAUUAUUUCUCCUCUAACAAUGACCAUGGAGAAGAUAGGACACAAAUGAGACUCAUGUCGGAGGUGACAUUCUAGUUAUAAAGAAGCCACAGCAUCGUCUGGCAAGUUGCUCUGCCUGCCUGCUUCUCAGCCCAUGUGGAAAUAAAACACCCCUCAAAGGAAUUUCAGCCCAAAUGAUGGGAUUUCCCCCCCAGGUUAAUAUAUUUAAACAUGCACAAAAACAACGGCAUAUACUUCUUUCUUUCACUUAAAAGCGUUUUACUUCUGGUACUUUUUAUUCCUUAAAUUGCAUACGUGUGUAAGACAUUGUGCCAGAUAAAAUCAAUCUCAUCUCAGAAUAUUUUUGACUUGAAAAUUGUUUCUUCUCUGUCUACUUUGCAACCAAAUGCAAUCAGUGUGCCUUGAAUUAUUUAGCUUAUUAUUAAUUAAGUUAAACUUAGGGCUGUAAAAUAGUUAAGGCCAAGUGAAGCACAACACUAUGAUUUAAAGCGCUUUUUAGACCCAGCGCUCCUUUAACCCACGCAAGACAAUGGCAGAUUUCAGAAGUCCUGGGGGUGGGGGUCCUUAGUAAAUUCUAUUCAGGGCUAUUGCCUUUUCUAUGUGCCAAGAUGAACUUUUCCUGAGAGUAGUUUACAAAUUGCAUUUAAAAUUUAAUAUUUUCAUGCUUGUUUCUUUUUCUGAAUUUAUGCUUAUAAUUCAUGUAGCAAAUUACUUGUGCUCUAUUAUCUUCUGUACAUUUCAUGCUGUCAUCAUUUUUUUUCCAAAUAAAAAUGAAAACUUCAGGUUCCACAAAUUGA
Mus caroli (Ryukyu mouse) is the source of this 4226-nucleotide messenger RNA. It is a transcript of the gene Mcf2, whose product is annotated as MCF.2 cell line derived transforming sequence. Gene Ontology annotation, cellular component: cytoplasm. Gene Ontology annotation, molecular function: guanyl-nucleotide exchange factor activity. The record is from RefSeq and is a predicted model, not a curated record. Gene Ontology annotation, biological process: dendrite development; intracellular signal transduction. NCBI's taxonomy places the organism in Eukaryota, Metazoa, Chordata, Mammalia, Rodentia, Muridae.